AUGAACAUCAUGCGCACUGAAAAUUCUCUGCACGAAUCCGAAAAACGCUCACAAGAGGAGGAAGACCUAAAAGAUAGGAGUACUAAGAAAGUGAAGAUGGAUGCAACAAAAGAGGAGGGUGCUCCCAUGGAAGGAGUAGUUGAAGUGAUCUUAGAGGAAGACUCAACUAUGGAGGGUGUGCAAACAGAGUCAGCAGAGAAUGUUGAGGCCUCUAAUAAAUCCAAUGAACAAAAUAAGGGUACUAAAGCUUCCUAUAAGGAUAUGGUGAUGGCUAACGGCUUAGGGGACUCUUUGAAUCCUGAAGAAAUUGUUCAGAUGGUUUCUGAAGAUUAUGAAUCUGACUUCGAGAAGGAUAGACUUGCAGAAGAACCCCUAGCUCCCUUCAAUCCCAAACCUGUUAUCGAAGUGUCCCUAGAGGAAUACGAUGAAUGUCUCCCUUUUAUGGAGAAAUGGGUAACCAGAAGAUGGGCGAAGCAAAGCACCAUCAACGUAACGGAUCUGGAGGAAAACUUUUUCUUGAUUCGUUUCCAUGCUCAGGAGGACUAUGCCUACGCCCUCUUCGAAGGGCCUUGGAUGAUUGCUGAUCACUACCUUUUGGUCCAAAGAUGGAGACCUCUUUUCUUUCCUCACGAGAUGGGAAUCCAAAAAGUAGUUGUCUGGGUCCGCAUCCCUAACCUACCAGCAGAACUUUACAACAGAUUUUUUCUAGGAAAACUGGGUAACUCCCUGGGCACUAUGUUGAAAAUCGACGGCCAUACGUCUAUACACUCCAGAGGAAAGUUCGCUCAGAUUUUUGUUGAGGUGGACCUUAGGCAGCAACUUGUUCCUUCUUUCUCUGCUCUAGGUAAGGAUUUCCGCCUGGAGUAUAAAGGUCUUCACUUAAUCUGCUUUAACUGUGGAAGAUAUGGCCACAGAAAGGACGAUUGCCCAGAGUUGAGUAUAUCGGGCACAAACGCAGUCUCCAUACCAGAAAGCUCACCCUCAGAUCUGUCGGAAUACUCCACCGACAAACGGCCAGAACAACCACAUGCCAAGGAGGAUCAGAAUCAGAGUCAGAAAGGGAAAGAGCGGAUAGAGAGCGAGAAUCUCGAUGCAAAUCAGGAAAAUAAUGGCCAAGAUAUUAGCAAGGAUACACCACAAAUCAUGGCAAUUAAGGAUUAG
Molecule: messenger RNA, 1161 nt
Organism: Arachis stenosperma
Lineage: Eukaryota; Viridiplantae; Streptophyta; Magnoliopsida; Fabales; Fabaceae
Exons: 2
Coding region: 1-1161 (386 amino acids)
Molecular function (GO): nucleic acid binding; zinc ion binding
Source: RefSeq, a predicted model, not a curated record